CCGAGAGAGAGUGAAUAAAUAAAUAAAUAAUCUUCUUCACAAAUAGAAAAAAUCAAAAAUAUCUCUAUAUAAACAAUUUUUAACUUAAACAAAAAUAAAUCAUGGCUAAAUCAAAAACAGCAUUAACACUAUUUUUAUUAAUGUUUAUUAAUGGAAUUUUAGCACAAAAAACUGAAGAAAAUGAAGUGCUAUAUGAUACCCAAAUGGUCCAAGGAGUGAAAGUAUACCGUAAUGACAGAGAAUGUGCCAUGCUCGGUGGACUCUGCGUGCAUAGAAGUGAUUGUCUCGAAACAUCAUCAAAAUCAGGCCUUUGUCCAUCAAAUAAGCACUUAGGUGUUGAAUGCUGCUAUGAAUUACCCGUAAGGCCAGCACCUUGCCGCCAACACAUGGGUGAUUGCAAAGAUAGAUGCCCAGCAAGACUUAUUAGGCCUGGAACAGACUGCAAAGAUGGACAAUUUUGUUGUGUUUUGAUUUAAGUACCUUUCCUUGUGCAAAAAACCAAAGAAAAGUCAUAACCUAUGGAUGAGUCUA
Messenger RNA from Episyrphus balteatus (marmalade hoverfly), 531 nucleotides. RefSeq names its product U-scoloptoxin(19)-Tl1a. The record is from RefSeq and is a predicted model, not a curated record. Lineage: Eukaryota; Metazoa; Arthropoda; Insecta; Diptera; Syrphidae. Bases 102 to 476 code for a protein of 124 amino acids. The transcript is spliced from 3 exons.